CUCCUCACAAUGAGGUUGUUCAUAUCUUUCGCUUCUUUUGGUCUUCUCAAUAAUGUGCUUUACGUUAUCAUCCUCUCCGCCGCUCUCGAUCUCGUACCCCCUUCCACACCGAAGGGCGUCGUGGCAUUCUUCAACAUCUUCCCUGCCGUCUUAGCCAAAACUGUCUUUCCCCUGUGGUCAAAGGGGCAGAUACGAUAUACCACAAGAGUCGCAUUUUGCGCUGCUACUUCAUGGUUGGGCAUCGUCAUCGUCGCAUUGUCUUCUUCCGUUCCACCCCGGUUACUGGGCAUAUCCCUGGCCUCUUUAUCUUCAGGUUUGGGGGAGCUCACAUUCCUGCAAAUGACCACCACGUUACCUACAGAUAAAGCGAGUAAGACCGCUUUGGGCGCUUGGGCGAGUGGGACAGGUCUGGCUGGAGUGGCUGGUGCGGCUAUCUGGUGGAUGUUGAGAGGUCUGGGUGUCAGAGGAGGACUCGGAAUUUCAAGUAUAUUACCCCUCUUGUUCCCCAUAAUAUACAAUUUUGUCCUCCCGUCCUCGUCCGACCUCACCUCAACAGUAGCUUACCAGCCUCUUCCCACUUCCCUCAAUGUCUCUUCUUCUCCUACAGUGUCGCCUCCUGCUGUACUGUUGAUCGAGUCAAGUCUUCCCAAACCGCGAAAAGACCGACUUCACCUCAGCACGAGGGACAAGCUGGAAUUGCUCAAGCCGCUUCUACUGCGAUACAUGCUACCGCUCUGUCUCGUCUAUGUUGAGGAAUACGUGAUCAAUUCCGGGGUAGCGCCAACCUUAGUGUUUCCCAUACCUACUCAGGGGAUAUGGUCGGCUUUCUUUCAUACGCCAAGGGAUUAUUAUCCUUUCUGGUCGCUCACCUACCAAACGUUCGUUUUCAUAUCACGCUCUUCCCUUUCCUUGGGAUUUCCUCCCGUGCCUCAGUCUUAUCUUCCCCUUCCCACUCUCAUCCAAUUCGCGAUCCUCCUUCUCCUCUCUGUCCAAUCCUCGCACUUCAUCUUCUCCUCCACUGCUUAUACCCCUCCCGCCCCGCCGCCACAUACAGGUGUCGAUCGAUCCAUCACAGUAGUCUUUAUGUUCAUUUGCCUUGAAGGACUCUGUGGGGGUUCGGCAUACGUCAACACAUUCUAUCAUGUCGGCCGGAUCAGUAGUACAAAUGUUCCGGCACAUGAAUCCCCGAGUGAAGCCGAAUUCGACGAUGAUACAGGGAAUGGCUUGUUGCCACUGCCUACCGGAGAUGGUGAAGAAAAUGGAUGUGUCGCCGAAGCAGGAUGUAUGGAAGACGAGAAGGAGAAAAGAUGGAAGAUGGAACGGGAGUUCCGUAUUGGUGUCACGGGCGCCGCGGAUAGUUUCGGGAUUUUAUUGGCCAGUCUCAUCGCUAUGCCCGUCGAGAUGGCUUUGUGUGACGCUCAAGUCAUCAAGGGUAGAACAACAUGCAGAGAAUUGUAACUUCGUCAACCACCGAGUCACCGACUAGAUACUUUGGUUGAGCGUGACGUGGAUUUGUGGUGUGAACUGAAAUAUACGAAUCAACCCACCUUUGAUGGACAUCCUUGCUCCAAUACGUCUAUUCAAUGACCGACUCCCCUUACCUCACGCCCUACAUCGAUUUGACGGGCUGUAGACACGGCGGCGUCGAUAGAGGAAAGAGUGGUCGAUAUCGGGAGGUUGGUCAGUGCGGUGCUCGAAAUACAGUCUAUAAGAAAGUACAAAUUGGGCAUUAUGGCAAGUUCUUUCCCAAACCUCGUCUCUUUGCCAUCCAACAUGUCGUCCUCUAGAACUUUGACCACAGAAGACAAGACACACAUUCAAAUGGUGGCGGAAGUUAUGUGUGAGUCGGCUUUCGCGACUCAGAGAAGAAAGAAAUUUCUCCGCGAU
Messenger RNA from Tremella mesenterica DSM 1558, 1887 nucleotides. RefSeq lists its product as uncharacterized. The record is from RefSeq and is a predicted model, not a curated record. The coding region runs from base 10 to 1458 and encodes 482 amino acids. The transcript has 6 exons. Gene Ontology annotation, biological process: regulation of intracellular pH. Gene Ontology annotation, cellular component: vacuole; membrane. Lineage: Eukaryota; Fungi; Basidiomycota; Tremellomycetes; Tremellales; Tremellaceae.